AGAUGGAAAAUAUUUUGACAGACAUUCUUUAAUUUAUAUCCGUGAAUUUAAUUUUCAAUAGAAAAAAUAAAAGUGUUUUAUGCAUACAAAUUUAUUUAGAUUUAUUAACAAAAAUUAAUCCAAAAAUCUUUGCAAAUUAGUCACGCUAAUUUCUCAAGCAACACAAAAUUCACACACAAACACACACCCCAACAAUGAAACCAACAAAAAUAAUCAAACCAAAAAGUCCACAAUUUGCAUCAAAUGAGUUGUAAUAUUGUAAUCAAUUAAUAUUGAACGGGGGAGAGGAUUCACCACCAAACGGACUUGCACUCGAACAAACGUCGUCGUGGUGCGAUCUCUUCUCGUGUGCAAAAAAUUAAUAUCAAGUUUUUUUUUUUUUUAUUGAUAUUGGAUGUCACAAACAGUGACUUGGACGGCUGAUUAUUAAUUAUUAUAAAAGCAUCAAAAUGAAGUUCUCCAGCGGAAGUUCUACAGCCGUAUUCUCCGAACAAGUUAGCACAGUCGCCUCCUUGUUUGACAAAUGGAGCGAUUGCGAGCGAACAGUUGUCAUCUAUGCAUUAAUAAAACGAAUGCGCUACCCGAGUUUAAGAUUUCUACAGUAUUCACUAGAAAAUUCCUUAACUCUGAAUGCUGGAUUAUACAAUGGCAUGCCAACAUUCGAUAUAAAUGCCAACAGUCCGUUAUAUCUAGAAACAUUAAUUAAUGCAUAUAAAUCACUUCCAUCAAACGACAGUACAGAUAACACAGACAAAGAUGCCAUGUAUUUUGGCUCUGAUUUUAUGUUCAAAAAUGAUGGAAAAUUAUACAAUAAAAAAGAAGAUAUACUCAAUGAGAUCUUGGAAAUCUUACCACUUUUAAAGCCUGGCAGUGACGAAGCCAAAGCGAUUUAUUUAUCGCUUAUUCCAUUGGCUGUUGAAGAUACUGGCCGAGAAAUUGUUUCAACAGAAUUGGUGCAACAGAUUUUUUCAUAUCUUCUUAUUCAUCCUGCUAUUUCAAAUGACGACAGAAGGUCCCUAAACCAUUGGUUGCGGAACUUAGAAGAGAUUAUUCAAACUUCAUGUGCAUCCGCUGGUCAACAUAGUUUCUACGGUUUAUCUAAUAACACCGACAGAUGCUCGACAAAUUCAACCGCAUCCGUGUCGUCCUCAGUGGGUAGUGUCACUUCUAAAAAUGCUUGGCAAGCAAUCGCCCCUCCACAACAAUCAAACAAAGCUCAGCUACAAUCACAACAACCAGUGUCCGACACACCCGACUGGAAUGUCAGCUUACCGACCAUUUCCAAUAAUCUCUGUGAUAAUUUUAGCGGUAUUAAAAUAAACGAAUUAGGUUCUAGUCAAAAUAGUUUAGGACUGUCUAUUGGCGGAGCAGUGGGUGGCGUCAGCAUAAACAGUGCAGCCAAUACCACUCCCGAAGACCAUCACACAUCGUUCUCCAGAAAUGGAACAGAAAUAAUUGAUUUCGAUUCGAAUAAUACCUGCGAAAGCUGUAGCUGCGCCCAGGUUGGAUAUCCUUCGUCGCUGAAUACCUGUGAUAAUUUUAACGAAAAUAGCUGGGGCUUGGACGGAAAAAUUGCCUGCAUGAAAACCAGACGCUCAAACAGCUUAACAACGGCAAUAUCUUCGUUUGCAUCAGCAAAUCCACUAGUCACAGCAGUGAGUGGUGAUAACUGCUCGAAUUCAUCUGAGAAUUUAGCCCAAUAUGCUCUGAAACCGCGAAGUUUUUCACUUUCUAUCGAAAAUCCACGAUCCUCUAUGAUAUCUAGUGAUUCUGAUUCAAGACUGGAUGACAUCAAACCAAAUUACCUUAAAUUCUCUACACCCAACAGUGGAAUGUCGAAUAUUGGACAAUGGCUAAAAAGCCUAAGACUACAUAAAUAUAUUGAACUUUUUAAAAAUAUCACCUAUGAAUCUAUGCUGGAAAUCACAGAGGAAUAUUUGCAAGAAUUGGGUGUGACAAAAGGUGCCAGUCAUAAAUUGGCACUUUGCAUAGAGAAGUUAAAGGAUCGCGAAAUACAUUUGACACGAAUAGAACAAGAAUUACUAAAUGGUCAAUUAAAAUUGAAUCAGGCAAUUGAAGAGCUAGCUGGUAUUGUUCUCACUCCAAUGAAACCUGUUGAUUCGGUUUUGGAAAAUGUGGCAUUCAAAUUUUUAAGAGUUAUUGAUUUAAUUUCAAGUGCAAUUCUUCAGAAAGAUGCUUGUGGUCAACUUGACGAAGAAAAUAUUUCAAUAUUACUUUGGAUAUUGGAACGAACUAUUCAUGGAGAAACCUUUGCAACGCAUGUUAAUCAAUUAAAGGAGUUGAAAUUCAAAAUUGCUAAAUUGAAGAUAUCAUUUGCUCCAAAAGUACAUCAUCUCAAAAGUUCAAGCAGCAGUAAUCUAAGUAAACCAAGAUGGAACUGUAAAGGACGUAAAACUGAUCAAAAGAACGGCAGCAGUGAUAAAAUAAAUCGAAAGAACUCAACUGAUAUUAACUUUCAACAACAACUUCAAGUGGGCACGCAGCGAACAUCUGCGAGUACAUCUAAUUCAGCUGGUGGCAGCAGCAAUAAUCAGUAUAAAAGUUCUUCUUACCCAAAUUUCAUCAGUGGAAGUUCAAUUCCUGUGCAAUCAUUUCAUCAUUCAAAGCCUCAAAUUAGCCAACAAUCGAUGUUUGUCAACCAAACAAGCUUUGUCCCCACAUCUACCAACCAACAACAACAGCAGCAGCACAGACGCUCGCUCAACAAUUUGGUAGUAGUAUCAUCUUCGGGUCACGGAAGUUUGUCACCAUCAACUGCUAUCGGCUCGCCAAUGUCUCCAAAACCCAACGAAGGCAAAAAUCGGAAAUCUAUGGCAAAUAGAAACCAGCAGCAAUCUGUUGAUAUGCAACCAAAGCCAACAACAUCAUCAAAUGUUGCUGUAAAAAAGCCAACAAUGGAAAAAACAAUGGCCGCUGUCGUUUUGGAAAAUUUGGCGAAAUUAGAUCAACAUUGUAAGAAAUAGGCCUCCUAUGAUGUGACGAAAAAAAAUUAAAAAAAAGAAAAGAAAAACAAAUCAAAUCUACAUAUUUUCUUAUUAAAAUUAAAUUAUUUGCCAUUAAGAAAAAAACUAUUUGCUGAAAAUUUAUUAACUAAUUGCUAUACGUAGAAUAAUUAUUAAAAAAAAAAUAGCGCAUUGCGACAAUGAGACUGACUGAGAUUAUUUUUCAAAAUUUUUCCACUCAGACAACAACAAAAUAAAAAAAACUGUGUUGGUAUGAAUUUAAGGAAAAUAAUUGCUGAAUGAAAUAUUAAAACACGUAGCAAGUUUUUUUAUUUCCAAAAUAAAUGUAAUAUGUUAUAUUUUUUAAAACUAUAAGUAAACAAAAAACAAAAUUUUAUAAAUGUUUUACAUAAAUGUAAUGCUUUUUUUUCGUUGUUCGUAGCUUUUGUUAAUUUGAAAUUAAAAGAAAAAAAAAUUUAAGAAACAAACAAAUGACAAUGUUUUAAAUGUACCUUAUUCCAAACUUUUCACAUUUUUAUAGUCAAUUAUAUAUUUUUAUUUUUGUCUCUUUCUAACAUUUAAUGUAGACCUUAUUGUUAAGUGUAUAAUAUAUAAAAUUGUAUUCGUAUUAAUAAUAUUAUAUUAUAACCAUUAUACACACAUUGUAGAAUUAUACAUUAUAUUAUUAAUUAUUAUUAUAUUAAAAAUAUAUAUAAUAUUAGGUCAUUUUUAUUUAUAAACAAAUUAUUUUUUAUUAUGUUUAUAUUAUUAAUUUCAAAUUGUUUUAAACAAAAAAAAAAAAUAUGAUAAAAUAGACACAUUCAAUGUAAUAAAGUUAUUUUAUUUGAACAAAAAAAAAAAAAAAGAAAAACAAA
This is a messenger RNA of Episyrphus balteatus (marmalade hoverfly), 3838 nucleotides long. It is a transcript of the gene smg, whose product is annotated as protein Smaug. Gene Ontology annotation, cellular component: P-body. Gene Ontology annotation, biological process: negative regulation of translation; regulation of mRNA stability; regulation of DNA-templated transcription. Gene Ontology annotation, molecular function: translation repressor activity; mRNA binding; protein binding. Bases 450 to 2984 code for a protein of 844 amino acids. The record is from RefSeq and is a predicted model, not a curated record. The transcript is spliced from 8 exons. Lineage: Eukaryota; Metazoa; Arthropoda; Insecta; Diptera; Syrphidae.